Molecule: messenger RNA, 9434 nt
Organism: Gorilla gorilla gorilla (western lowland gorilla)
Lineage: Eukaryota; Metazoa; Chordata; Mammalia; Primates; Hominidae
Gene: DSEL
Product: dermatan sulfate epimerase like
Exons: 3
Coding region: 1388-5056 (1222 amino acids)
Molecular function (GO): sulfotransferase activity; chondroitin-glucuronate 5-epimerase activity
Source: RefSeq, a predicted model, not a curated record
GCCUCCGCCCCGCCCCCGCUUGCCGGCCCGCGUCGCCGUCUCUCACCCUCCCCGGGCUGCGCGGCCCGAGCUGGCACAGAGGAUCCUCGGCCGCGGCGACAUCACCGCCUGGGGACGCGGGCGCUGCUCUGGAUACGGCGCCACCGAGAGAACCCGCCGCCCGCGGGUCUCUGUCCUGCGGUCCGUGGUUGCCCCCACAAGCGUCCGGCGUUUCCUGAGGGCGGGCGUGUCCGGGCCGUGCGGGGCGCGGGGACCGAACGCGGCUGAGGAGACCGAGCUGGGGCAGCGCCUGCCGUAGCGCGGGGGACGACGCGGGGGUCUUGCGGAGCCCCGCGGGAGCCUGGCCCGCCGUGCAGAGCAGUUUUCUGGAACUCUCCACCUCCGUCUCCCUUGGGGCCCAGUGCGGCGCCGAGCCCCCGUCGGGAUCUGCCAGAGGUUCUUCCAGCCGCGGACGGGCACGGAGAGGCGUCUUUCGACACCGGAGUCCGAGCUCCCUCUGGCGGCUCCACCUGAGGACAGGGACUCGGCCACAGAAAAGUGUCAUGAAAAAAGAGCAGAAGAGAGACCUCACUGUUGCUGAAAGGGGAAUUUUCUUUCCCCGUUGGCGGUUACUUCAUGAUCGGACGAGAAGUAUCUAGGUGACUGAAGAGAUUCCAUUUUUAUGUUUAUACACAUGAAGCUGAUAAAAGAAGAUGUGAACAUGAUUUCUCUUUGUCAUAAUAGGCUGAUGAGUAAGUAAGCCUGAAAAAUAUUUGAAAUGAAGGCAAGAAUUUUGAAUUUUUAAAAACCAACUAAGACUUUGAUCACUUGUUGAGGGUGUUUCUCUCUCAUAAAUGAAAGAAAAACGUAUUCACAAGACAAGAAGUAUUAAAAAGUUGAGAGGAAUGACAACUGAGUCCACUCACACAAAGAAUUCAGUACUUCAUCAUCUUCUUUGGGCAGACAUACACAAAUGCAUCAUACAUGUGUGGUGAGCUUAUCACCAGUGAUGGUUUUCUGUGCUAGAAAUGACUCUUAAUUUGAAUUUUGGAGUGGUUUUUCUCUUUUUUUACAAUGUGUGUUUCAACUCUUUGUGUUAAAUAGAUUUAAGUAAAGGAGGUAAAUGCUAAAUUCGUAGUGUUUUUUACCUGUAUCACUUCCCUGUGUAUUAUGGAAAAAUUAGAGAUUUUAACGUUAUUCAAAGUUUUACUGGAAGCAAAACUGUGCCAGGGACAGAGAUAUACAAUUUAAGUUUUCUCUUUUUGGCAACUGCACUUGCUUAAAAUGUACUGAAUGUCAGCUGGAUUUCACAGCAUAUCAGAUUUACAGUCUUUGUCUUAUCAAGGCCUUUACUGUAUGUUUUAUACUAACCAGAUGGGAAACACAUUGAGCAUCAUAUCUGACAUGUAUGCCUAAGGGAGGAGCUCCCCCAUGGAUCAUGGCGUUAAUGUUUACAGGACAUUUACUAUUCUUAGCAUUAUUGAUGUUUGCUUUCUCUACUUUUGAGGAAUCUGUGAGCAAUUAUUCUGAAUGGGCAGUUUUCACAGAUGAUACAGAUCAGUUUAAAACACAGAAAGUGCAAGAUUUCAGACCCAACCAAAAGCUGAAGAAAAGUAUGCUUCAUCCAAGUUUAUAUUUUGAUGCUGGAGAAAUCCAAGCAAUGAGACAAAAGUCUCGCACAAGCCAUUUGCAUCUUUUUAGAGCUAUCAGAAGUGCAGUGACAGUUAUGCUGUCCAACCCAACAUACUACCUACCUCCACCAAAGCAUGCUGAUUUUGCUGCCAAGUGGAAUGAAAUUUAUGGUAACAAUCUGCCUCCUUUAGCAUUGUACUGUUUGUUAUGCCCAGAAGACAAAGUUGCCUUUGAAUUUGUCUUGGAAUAUAUGGACAGGAUGGUUGGCUACAAAGACUGGCUAGUAGAGAAUGCACCAGGAGAUGAGGUUCCAAUUGGCCAUUCCUUAACAGGUUUUGCCACUGCCUUUGACUUUUUAUAUAACUUAUUAGAUAAUCAUCGAAGACAAAAAUACCUGGAAAAAAUAUGGGUUAUUACUGAGGAAAUGUAUGAGUAUUCCAAGGUCCGCUCAUGGGGCAAACAGCUUCUCCAUAACCACCAAGCCACUAACAUGAUAGCAUUACUCACAGGGGCCUUGGUGACUGGAGUAGAUAAAGGAUCUAAAGCAAAUAUAUGGAAACAGGCUGUAGUGGAUGUCAUGGAAAAGACAAUGUUUCUAUUGAAUCAUAUUGUUGAUGGUUCUCUGGAUGAAGGUGUGGCCUAUGGAAGCUACACAGCUAAAUCCGUCACACAGUAUGUUUUUCUGGCCCAGCGCCAUUUUAAUAUCAACAACUUGGAUAAUAACUGGUUAAAGAUGCACUUUUGGUUCUAUUAUGCCACCCUUUUACCUGGCUUCCAAAGAACUGUGGGUAUAGCAGAUUCCAAUUAUAAUUGGUUUUAUGGUCCAGAAAGCCAGCUAGUUUUCUUGGAUAAGUUCAUCUUAAAGAAUGGAGCUGGAAAUUGGUUAGCUCAGCAAAUUAGAAAGCACCGACCUAAAGAUGGACCGAUGGUUCCUUCAACUGCCCAAAGGUGGAGUACUCUUCACACUGAAUACAUCUGGUAUGAUCCCCAGCUCACACCACAGCCACCUGCUGAUUAUGGUACUGCAAAAAUACACACAUUCCCUAACUGGGGUGUGGUUACUUAUGGGGCUGGGUUGCCAAACACACAGACCAACACCUUUGUGUCUUUUAAAUCUGGGAAGCUGGGGGGACGAGCUGUGUAUGACAUAGUUCAUUUUCAGCCAUAUUCCUGGAUUGAUGGGUGGAGAAGUUUUAACCCAGGACAUGAGCAUCCAGAUCAGAACUCAUUUACUUUUGCCCCCAAUGGACAAGUAUUUGUUUCUGAAGCUCUCUAUGGACCCAAGUUGAGCCACCUUAACAAUGUAUUGGUGUUUGCUCCAUCACCCUCAAGCCAGUGUAAUAAGCCCUGGGAAGGUCAACUGGGAGAAUGUGCGCAGUGGCUUAAGUGGACUGGCGAGGAGGUUGGUGAUGCAGCUGGGGAAAUAAUCACUGCCUCUCAACAUGGGGAAAUGGUAUUUGUGAGUGGGGAAGCCGUGUCUGCUUAUUCUUCAGCGAUGAGACUGAAAAGUGUAUAUCGUGCUUUGCUUCUCUUAAAUUCCCAAACUCUGCUAGUUGUUGAUCAUAUUGAGAGGCAAGAAGAUUCCCCAAUAAAUUCUGUCAGUGCCUUCUUUCAUAAUUUGGAUAUUGAUUUUAAAUAUAUCCCAUAUAAGUUUAUGAAUAGGUAUAAUGGUGCCAUGAUGGAUGUGUGGGAUGCACAUUACAAAAUGUUUUGGUUUGAUCAUCAUGGCAAUAGUCCCAUGGCCAGUAUACAGGAAGCAGAGCAAGCUGCUGAAUUUAAAAAACGAUGGACUCAAUUUGUUAAUGUUACUUUUCAGAUGGAAUCCACAAUCACAAGAAUUGCAUAUGUCUUUUAUGGGCCAUAUAUCAAUGUCUCUAGCUGCAGAUUUAUUGAUAGUUCCAAUCCUGGACUUCAGAUUUCUCUCAAUGUCAAUAAUACUGAACAUGUUGUUUCUAUUGUAACUGAUUACCAUAACCUGAAGACAAGAUUCAAUUAUCUGGGAUUCGGUGGCUUUGCCAGUGUGGCUGAUCAAGGCCAAAUAACCCGAUUUGGUUUGGGCACUCAAGCAAUAGUAAAGCCUGUAAGACAUGAUAGGAUUAUUUUCCCCUUUGGAUUUAAAUUUAAUAUAGCAGUUGGAUUAAUUUUGUGCAUUAGCUUGGUGAUUUUAACUUUCCAAUGGCGUUUUUACCUUUCUUUUAGAAAACUAAUGCGAUGGAUAUUAAUACUUGUUAUUGCCUUGUGGUUUAUUGAGCUUUUGGAUGUGUGGAGCACUUGUAGUCAGCCCAUUUGUGCAAAAUGGACAAGGACAGAGGCCGAGGGAAGCAAGAAGUCUUUGUCUUCUGAAGGGCACCACAUGGAUCUUCCUGAUGUUGUCAUUACCUCACUUCCUGGUUCAGGAGCUGAAAUUCUCAAACAACUUUUUUUCAACAGUAGUGAUUUUCUCUACAUCAGGGUUCCUACAGCCUACAUUGAUAUUCCUGAAACUGAGUUGGAAAUCGACUCAUUUGUAGAUGCUUGUGAAUGGAAGGUGUCAGAUAUCCGCAGUGGGCAUUUUCGUUUACUCCGAGGCUGGUUGCAGUCUUUAGUCCAGGACACAAAAUUACAUUUGCAAAACAUCCAUCUGCAUGAACCCAAUAGGGGUAAACUGGCCCAAUAUUUUGCAAUGAAUAAGGACAAAAAAAGAAAAUUUAAAAGGAGAGAGUCUUUGCCAGAACAAAGAAGUCAAAUGAAAGGCGCCUUUGAUAGAGAUGCUGAAUAUAUUAGGGCUUUGAGGAGACACCUGGUUUACUACCCAAGUGCACGUCCUGUGCUCAGUUUAAGCAGUGGAAGCUGGACGUUAAAGCUUCAUUUUUUUCAGGAAGUUUUAGGAGCUUCGAUGAGGGCAUUGUACAUAGUAAGAGACCCUCGGGCAUGGAUUUAUUCAAUGUUGUACAAUAGUAAACCAAGUCUUUAUUCUUUGAAGAAUGUACCAGAGCAUUUAGCAAAAUUGUUUAAAAUAGAGGGAGGUAAAGGCAAAUGUAACUUAAAUUCGGGUUAUGCUUUCGAGUAUGAACCAUUGAGGAAAGAAUUAUCAAAAUCCAAAUCAAAUGCAGUGUCCCUCUUGUCUCACUUGUGGCUAGCAAAUACAGCAGCAGCCUUGAGAAUAAAUACAGAUUUGCUGCCUGCUAGCUACCAGCUGGUCAAGUUUGAAGAUAUUGUGCAUUUUCCUCAGAAAACUACUGAAAGGAUUUUUGCCUUUCUUGGAAUUCCUUUGUCUCCUGCUAGUUUAAACCAAAUAUUGUUUGCCACCUCUACAAACCUUUUUUACCUUCCCUAUGAAGGGGAAAUAUCACCAACUAAUACUAAUGUUUGGAAACAGAACUUGCCUAGAGAUGAAAUUAAACUAAUUGAAAACAUCUGCUGGACUCUGAUGGAUCGCCUAGGAUAUCCAAAGUUUAUGGACUAAAUGCUGCAGGUCAGCAGAAAUUUGCACUAAUAAUACUUACCAACCCACUUUGUGGAUAUGAAUCAGAAGAGUUUGUUUAUUCUUUAGUGUGUGUGUGUGUGUGUGCACGCGUGUAUGUAUGUUCAGUGUUAUUUGCACAGAGAGAUUGUUUUAAAAAAUGGCACCAUAUUUGGCCUAGCAGGAUUUAUUUUUAUGUCAUCACCUCCCUUGCCUUUGUUUCUGAAAAUUUUGUCUGCUAAAAAGUUUCUGCUACAGAGUGGUAGAUGAAGUUAUAUCAUGGGGUCAGGGGAGAUGGGAAAAUUUUAAAAGUUUUUGCCUAACUCCCCUUCAUCUGUAACUGUGCUAAUCUAUCUAGAGACCUCAAACACUGCUAAAGGCCUUGCAAUUGCUGCUUUACCCACGCAUCUCUUGCUUUCAAGAUGGACUACAAAAGUUCCUUAUCCUUUUGAAAAGGUCUUCUGACACACUUAUCUUGCACAAAGAAAAAGAAAAUUUUUUUACUGUGUUUAAUGUUCAGUGAUAUCACUGAGGAAAUGGUGAAAGCUCCUAUCAGAACUAUAGGAUUUCUUCUGGGAAAUACAGAAUGAAUAUGUUUUUUUGAGGUCAGAAACUGACUUUAAAAGCCUCCUUGAAGUUUUUUACUUAGAAAUAUAAGGAAUAAGUCUUUGAACAAUCUGGGUGGCAAGGGCUGGUAGAUUAUUUUAGACAUGAUUGUCUGUUUAAAACUCUCCUUUCACUUUUUAUCCUCCCUGAAGCUACAGCUGUUCGCCAUCACAUCACUCCCAUCCUAUCCUUUCUGUCACUGUCAAGCAAAACAAUCAGUAGUUACUAAUCGCUGAACUCUCAAUAUUGUGGGGCAUUUUCCCCCCAGUUGAUUAAUUUUACAUUAAAGACUGACACAGACUUAGAAUCAAAUUUAUUUUUCUGGAAUUAACACUCUGUGACUCAAAGUAGUGCCACUGCAGUGUCUUUUUAAACUGGAAACAGAAUUGGAAAACUGCCUGACUUAUCUUGCAUCCCUUUGAAUGAGUUUACAGACUGCCAGUGUCUGCAAAAGUUGAAAGCAAAUGGGAGAUGAUGUCAGAGGCAUCUGUUUCCUUUACCAUCUGCAUCUUAUUAUAAAUGUAUUCGUCAUAAAGUGUGGUUUAUUUUAUUUUGGUAGGCUCUGAAAUCAAAAUGCUAUGCCAUUAUAAGCCAGUGGAGUAAUUACAAUGUAUUGGAUGAAAACAUAAGGCAGGGUGGAGACUUGAUGAAAAUCUCUGUACAGAUUGCAGUCUUCUUCCUGAUGUUUCAAACUGUGGUUCCCCCAAGCUCUCUAACACUUGGGAGUCUGUCAUUCUGACCUAGAUAAAAGUGGUUCUUUCUCAGUAGUUGUUAUUAUGUCAAAAUGUGCCUCCAGAGUGAUAAAGCUGUGGAUAUGUUACAUUCCAGCUAAACCUAACUUGGCUGUCAUUUUUCUUCCACUAUAGUGUGAGUGGAGACUGCCCCCGCUCCCCAACAUAUUCCUUCCCAUAUCUCUCAUGAUUGUCCCUCUGUAAUUUCAAAAUGAAUGAAAUUCAUGUGAAUGUAGGUUGAGAGGGCACUGAAGACCUGAAUCUACACUAGUAAUCUCAAGAAAGAUUAUUCAUUCUAUCUCAGAGUUACUGGCAAGCAUAUAAAAUGCUACUUGGAUGAUAUCUACAUGAAUAUUGCAUGCUACAUGGGUGAUAACACUAUUUCCAUUAUUGGGCAGAAUCUCAGUGUUUACUUUCAAUUCCUAGGAUAUGUGAUCGUGAAUCAGAUCACAUAUAAAAAGUCUGGAUUGUCAGUAGUAUUAGAUCUGAUCAAGGUAGGAAUUCCAAUUGCAUGCAGGUAGCAAGCAAGAAAGCAGAAACUACUGUUGCCUUUAUUUUAACAUUGUACAGACAAUACAGAAAUGUACCUGUUGGCGGCCGGGUGCAGUGGCUCACGCCUGUAAUCCCAGCACUUCGGGAGGCCGAGGCGAGUGGAUCACGAGGUCAGGAGAUCAAGACCAUCCUGGCUAACACGGUGAAACCCCAUCUCUACUAAAAAAAAGUACAAAAAAUUAGCCGGGUGUGGUGGCGGGCACCUGUAGUCCCAGCUACGCGGGAGGCUGAGGCAGGAGAAUGGCAUGAACCUGGGCGGCAGAGCUUGCAGUGAGUGGAGAUGCGCCACUGCACUCCAGCCUGGGCGACAGAGCGAGACUCCGCCUCAAAAAAAAAAAAAAAGAAAGAAAAAGAAAAAGAAAUGUACCUGUUGGCAGGAGAAGGCCAGAUGGAGUAUGUGGAGUAAUAGGGAAAGAAGAGUUACAGAAAAUGAAAAAGAAAAUGAGUUACAUUGAGAAUGAAUAUGGGAACAUGUCAUUGAUAGCAAAAGAAAGGUACAGGCUUACGAAAAUGAUCUUUACAAUGUAUCCCAGCUUUCACCCCCACAUGGCAAUGCAGAGUUGUAUUUACUUGUUUCUGUACUCACCUACUCCCACCCCAAGGGAAAAUUUUAGACAUGAACCCUAUUAUUUAGUUAUUCUAAAAUAGAAAGUUUGCUGGAGAAAGCGUCUACUCACAGAUUGUUCUGUAAGGAAUGUUACGUAUGGGUGAGCGGAUGACACAUCCAUUGGCUAUGUAUGCGUGUGAUGGUGCCUGAGACCCCUGCCUUAGAAACUGAAUUCCUAAGGGGAUUGACUCUCCCAGCACAUUCCCAGGUCCUGCACCCUUAGGGUGAUCUAGGAAAAUUUUAAAUAGCUUCUACUCUUAUUUUUGUUCUUUGAAAUAAUUAAAAGAGGGAUUAUCACUAUCUGAUACUUCUGAAAGAAACACAAAAUUUCUUAUCUGUAAAAUCCGUCUUUUUGUACAUUAACUUCCCCAAACAUAGGCCUAAUUGAGAUAAUUGCUUUUAUUACAAUAAUAGGAUUGAAAUUUUAAAAUUUUGAAAGGACUUAUUAAUUUUGCUGACAAAAGUGAAGUAACAAAUAUAAUGAUAAUUGGCUUUUUAAAUUUUCAAACAACAUAGAUUUACUCAAGAUGAAAUAAAAAGGCCAUAUUCAGAGUUUAAUUUAAUGAAAACUCAGAGGAAAUAGGAAAAUCUGCUCAGGAGAAAGAAGCUAAAUCUGCAUAGAUUUAGUUUGUAGAAUUUAAUUUAAAAUUUAAAUUUUAACAAAGUGAUGACACAACAAUAUGUACGUUUAGGUGUGGACACCAAAAUAUUAGACAUUUGAUUGUCCUUUUACAUACAGAAUAACUAAUAAAUGCCUGACAAGAAUGGGACAGUCCUUCCUUGUAUCAAAAUUCCCAGGUCUUGCUACAUUGCCCUCUGCAAAUGUAUUCAAAGAAGAACCUCCUCCACCACUUACUUUUGGUUGGCAUAUUUGUUCAGCAACGAUUUCUGUACAUCACCAAGUAUCUUUGGCAUUCUUGGUAUACAAAGUAUAUCACAAUUUUAAGUGAGUAAAUAUUAAUGAUAAUUUUUGAAUUGCUUUGUUUGGCUUGAUUAACUUUGAUCAGAAAUAGAAACGUUUUCAUUUGUUGAUUUAGGAAAAAGCAUAAAUAGAAUGCAGUAUAACACCACUUCGAAAGGUAAGGAUACCUAACAUUCUUUUUUUUCUUUUUUUUUUUUUUUUUUUGAGAUGGAGUCUCACUCUGUCGCCCAGGCUGGAGUGCAGUGGUCUGAUAUCGGCUCCCUGCAACCUCCGCCUCCCGGGCUCAAGCGAUUCUCCUACGUCAGCCUCCUGAAUAGCUGGGAUUACAGGUGCACGCCACCAUGCUUGGCUCAUUUUUGUAUUUUUAGUAGUGACAGCGUUUCACCACAUUGGUCAGGCUGGUCUCAAUCUCUUGACCUCGUGAUCUGCCCACCUGGGCCUCCCAAAAUGCUGGGAUUACAGGCAUGAGCCACCACACCUGGCAAGGGUACCUGACAUUCUAAGAUAUCAAGACACUUAAUAUGUGGGCUAUUAGCUGCUUAUUUAAAUGUUGAUCAAAUUGUCUGAUAUAUCUGAUUAAUCUUGAUUUCACUUCAUUUCGGAAGAAAAAUUAUCCAUAUCAUUUUUAAAGACGCAAAUGACUUUGGAUUUUUGCAUAGAGUACAAUAGACACUUCAAACAAUAGAUUCUAACAUUCUCUGAAACACUUGAGAUGUUUGAGCUACCAUUUACAUGGGUUAUUUAUAUUUAGUCUAAGUAACACAUACAUGUUAAUUGAUUCUGUUUUCAUGGAUAGAUUGAACUAAGUCUUCCAAGCAAUUAGUUUUUUGUUCGUCAUCGUUUUUCCUUCAUGCGUUAUCUAGUUAUGCAGCACUGGAAACAGACUGAAGAUCAUAAACCAGUUUUAUCAGACCUAUGUGUAAUAAGACUCCUGUUAAUACAAAAAUAAAAAGCUAAAAGCAA